Molecule: messenger RNA, 513 nt
Organism: Staurois parvus
Lineage: Eukaryota; Metazoa; Chordata; Amphibia; Anura; Ranidae
Source: the annotation of a GenBank genome assembly
UCCUCUUCUUCUUCAUCCUCUUCUUCUUCAUCCUCUUCUUCUUCUUCUUCAUCCUCUUCUUCUUCAUCCUCUUCUUCUUCAUCCUCUUCUUCAUCUUCCUCUUCUUCAUCUUCCUUUUCUUCUUCAUCCUCUUCUUCAUCCUCUUCUUCUUCUUCUUCCUCUUCUUCUUCCUCUUCUUCAUCCUCUUCUUUCUUUUUUCUUCUUCUUUUUGUCUUCCUCUUGCAGGUCACUGCUCAUGCGCGCAGAUUUUUUUAUCGGUUAAAAUAUCGGCCGAUUUGCCCAUCAUUGCCGCGAAAAUCGCCGCCGAACGGCAAAAUCGGCCGAUUUUUUUCCAACUUUACCGAUAAAAAAAAUCUGCCAAAAUACCGAAAAACGGCCGACCAUUUAGCCCACUACCGAUCCGAAAAAUCGGCCGAUUUUAUUUUCGGCCGAAAAAAUCGGCCGAUUUUCGACCCAUCUAUGGCCUGCAUUAGUGUACAUUGAGACGUAGGACGGGAGUAUUAAAGGAAACCC